AUGUCAUCAUCCUCAGCCCAGGUCCUGCCUCACCAGAAGUCCUACCUGGAUCUUCUCCUCGCAUCGAACAUCUUGGCGUUCAAGGGGCCCUACACGCUCAAAUCUGGCCGCAAGUCUCCCUACUUCUUCAAUGCGGGCCUCUUCAAUUCGGGAGCCAAGGUGGCAGAGCUCGCAAGAUGCUACGCCGAGGAGAUUGUCAGGAGUGGGCUGCUAGGCGAGACGAAGGAGGAGAGGGAGAAUACCGUCCUGUUUGGACCUGCAUACAAGGGCAUCCCACUCGCAACCGGCGUCUCCCUCUCCCUUUCUUUGCCACCACACAGCCUCGACCUCGGAUUCUGCUUCAACCGAAAGGAGAAGAAGGACCAUGGUGAGGGUGGUACGCUGGUAGGCGCACCCAUGAAGGGAAAGCGCGUCAUCAUCCUCGACGAUGUCAUUACGGCAGGAACGGCGAUCAACGAGGCAGUUGACAUCAUCAAGGCCGAGGGAGGUCAACUUGUCGGGAUCGUCAUUGCGCUGGAUAGGCAAGAGAAGGUCAAGGAAGGAGAUGAGACCUCCGCUGUGGGCGCCGUCCAGCAGAGGUUGGGAACCAAGGUUGUGAGCGUGGUGAACCUGAAUCAGGUCAUUGCAUUCUUGGAGGGUAAGGGUAUGAGCAACGAGGUCGAGGGCAUGAAGGAGUACCGCCAGAGGUAUGGCGUCGUGGAGCCCGCGAGUAAGUGA
This is a messenger RNA of Jaminaea rosea, 717 nucleotides long. RefSeq names its product orotate phosphoribosyltransferase. Gene Ontology annotation, cellular component: cytoplasm. NCBI's taxonomy places the organism in Eukaryota, Fungi, Basidiomycota, Exobasidiomycetes, Microstromatales. The transcript is spliced from 2 exons. Bases 1 to 717 code for a protein of 238 amino acids. Gene Ontology annotation, molecular function: orotate phosphoribosyltransferase activity. Gene Ontology annotation, biological process: 'de novo' pyrimidine nucleobase biosynthetic process; pyrimidine nucleotide biosynthetic process; pyrimidine ribonucleoside biosynthetic process. The record is from RefSeq and is a predicted model, not a curated record.